CGACUAAGAAAAACUUCUUUUUAUCUACAAUAUCUCUAUUAUGAUCAGUUACAUUUACAUAUAUAUACAAUGAAUAUGAAGACUCUCGUCGGUUUCCACGUUCCCCGCGUAUUCAAACGCGGGGAGACUCCAUAGUGACAUACCCUCCAAACCAGUCCCCAAGCGUUCGACAUCCAAUGCCACUCGAUGUUGCAUUUUUUUUACCUAACCUCGAACCUUCUUAUCGACUCUAUCAACGGGGCGCGGGCUGAGUUUCGCCUAGUGUCACCCGUGUGGAACGAUCCCAACCUGCAUUCGGCGCCCUCGUUGGAUAGACGAUCUGUCGGUGGAGCAGCGUCGUACUCCACGUGGUGGACCGGCCAAGCAGCGUUCUCGAAAUUCCCUUAGUCAACGAAAUCUGCAAUUUUGCCUCCCGAUAGCGCCGCAUUCGAGAACUUUGUGAAAUUUCCCUUCUUAUAGCCCCCCUCUACCCUCUUCCCUCUCCCCUUGGUUUAGUACACCACCACCAUCAUGGGCAUCGACAACAUCUCAAACGACCAUGACACUGACAAGGUGAUGGGAGCUGAAGGCGAGAAGGCCCCCUACUCCCCACCGCCGCCUUUUGAAGGGGACAUGGUGGGGGAGAUGAGUGAGGCAGAAAGGAAUAUCUACGACCACGGCAUCAACAAGUUUAGCCGUCUCGGCUGGAAGCGCCUCACCAUUGUGCUCAUCGUCGAGGCUAUUGCGCUGGGUAGUUUGUCGAUUCCUUCUACCUUUGCGACGCUAGGCAUGGUGGCAGGUGUGAUCUGCUGUGUGGGUAUCGGUUUCAUCGCCAUCUAUACCAGUUACAUUGUGGGAAUGGUCAAGUUGGCGUUCCCCGAGGUGGCAACCUAUGCCGAUGCAGGUCGGUUGCUCGGCCGUCGGUUGGGAUGCGGACGUUUCGGAUACGAGCUCGUCAACGCCAUGCUGGGUCUCCAGUUGAUCUUCCUUACGGCCUCGCACUGUUUGACCGGAACCAUUGCAUUCAUGGACAUCACAAAGAGUGGCGUUUGCUCAAUUGUCUUUGCUGUUGUCUCGGCAAUCAUUCUGCUGUUGCUUGCCAUUCCUCCCAGUUUCACCGAGGUUGCCAUUCUAGGCUACGUCGAUUUCGCCUCAAUCGUCCUCGCCAUUGGAAUCACGAUCAUCGGAACUGGCAUAAAAGCAGGAGAUUCCCCCGGCGGACUCAGUGGAGUCGAAUGGUCGGCCUGGCCUAAAGAGGGCGUCACCUUUACCGAAGCUUUUAUCGCUCUCACCAACAUCGUUUUCGCAUACAGCUUUGCCAUGUGCCAGUUCUCCUUCAUGGAUGAGAUGCACACGCCACGGGACUUUGUCAAGUCCAUCUGGGCGCUUGGCAUCACUGAGAUUUUCAUCUACACGAUUACCGGUGCUCUGAUCUACGCCUUUGUUGGCCAGGACGUCUCUAGUCCCGCCCUCACUUCGGCUGGAACGCUUUUGAGUCGUGUUGCAUACGGUGUUGCCCUGCCCGUGAUCUUCAUCAGUGGUUCGAUUAACACCGUUGUCUUCGGACGCCUGGUUCACGGUCGCAUCUUCGCCAACUCUCCGAUUCGCUUCAUUAACACGAAGAUGGGAUGGCUGACAUGGCUGGCGGUGAUCACAGCCGCCACCGUCGUGGCAUUCAUCAUUGCUGAGGUCAUCCCCUUCUUCAAUGAUUUGCUCUCCAUUUCCUCGGCCCUUUUCAUCUCUGGAUUCACCUUCUACUUCCCCGCCAUGAUGUGGUUCAUGCUUCUUCGGAAGGGUAGCUGGAGUGAGCCGAAGAACAUCGCCUUGGCUAUUAUCAACGCCUUCAUCUUCAUCAUCGGCAUGGUGGUUCUCGUCGGUGGAACAUACUCCAGCGUGGAUGACAUUGUCAUCAAAUACGCCAAGGGAGAAGUUGGCGGUGUCUUCUCAUGUGCUGCUCCUGAGUAAGACUUGCCCUGUAUUACUGGCAAUCCCAAGACAGAAGAGCGUGUUCAAGCUGGUGCUUGCACAGAGCUUCUAUCAACCCUGGUUGGUCUGAGAUAGAAACACUCUUUGCUUUGGGACCAGCGCUAUGAUUUGCGACCUAGCAAUCUACGAUUUAGGCGUUGCAUUGCAUUUACACGAUACAUCAUCUACGGAAGCAUGGAUCUAGAAGCGAAACCUGUAUAUAUAGUUCAAUUUAUCAAC
Molecule: messenger RNA, 2184 nt
Organism: Penicillium canescens
Lineage: Eukaryota; Fungi; Ascomycota; Eurotiomycetes; Eurotiales; Aspergillaceae
Exons: 2
Coding region: 511-1944 (477 amino acids)
Biological process (GO): amino acid transmembrane transport
Cellular component (GO): vacuolar membrane
Molecular function (GO): amino acid transmembrane transporter activity
Source: RefSeq, a predicted model, not a curated record